This is a messenger RNA of Pocillopora verrucosa, 2442 nucleotides long. RefSeq lists its product as uncharacterized. Gene Ontology annotation, cellular component: neuronal cell body; transport vesicle; neuron projection. The record is from RefSeq and is a predicted model, not a curated record. Gene Ontology annotation, biological process: nervous system development. NCBI's taxonomy places the organism in Eukaryota, Metazoa, Cnidaria, Anthozoa, Scleractinia, Pocilloporidae.
GGCGCUAUGGAGAUGCACUCUACCAUCAGUCAUUAUCAUUUAUCAGGAAAAAACAAGAAAAUAUAUUCAAAUAGAGGACUUUCUUCACAGGUUGGGCAGACACUUGGCUCUUUCGACUGGUUUGUUAGAAAAAGAGGUCUGUGAUUCUUGCCUUUAGAUAUCGGAACGGGUUUUUUUCUGUUCGUGUUUACCGUCGAUAAAAUCCUCAUCGUUUUUAUUCACUACUGCUCAUAAACCACGAGACGAUUCAGAAAAUCUUAAAGAGAAGCCUAAUGUGGAUGGGAUUUACAUCGACGGCGGCAAAAACUCUUAGGAAUUAUAUUAGCGCUGACCCAACCAUUUUCUGAGGAUCAGCCCCGACAGCUCUGCGAAAAGCGAUGCAAAUUACGCCCAAAGAAAGAACACCUAAUACAGUAACUCCAUAAUGGAAGAUCACUAUAGACGAAACGUGCAUCAUGGCCUUUGAUCAUCAACAAAAAUCUCUGCCUACUUCGAACCAUGCGAAUACUGCUAAUUUUUAUUCGAACCAUAAAACUUUGAACAAUGCACCGAACGCUCCUUGGCAUCUUCAACACGCCGCACAUAAUCAAAAUUUUCAAGCACCACCUUCAUAUUAUCAUUACCCAGACAGAAGCUACGGCCCACGAUUUGGACUCAUACGAGGGUACCACAAAUAUUUGUACGACCCGAGACCUCAGCCGGAGCCUUGUUGCGAAUGUGCCCCUUCUCGCGCAAGGAAAACACAAUCGCCAGACGGCUGCAACUGGGGUGUUGCGUUUGGCUGUAUUUUGCUAAUCAUUGGAGUCCUAGCAAUUCUUAUGGGAUUUUUGGUUCCGCAGAAACCCUCCAUAGCUAGAAACACACAUUUAACAUCGGAAGAAAGACAUGAAUUGAGCCAAAUUAAUCUCUUCAUAGACGUUUUUGUGAUAACAGGACUUGCAGUCCUCUCGAUGGGGGGUUUGCUCAUUUCUGUUGCCUUGUUGCUGCCUUUACUGAGACGAAGGACCGAACCUUUCCACGACGAGCCGAUUAAAUACUUCGGCAGCGAGGUUUAUGUGAAGUCCGAACAAUUGCCGAUGUCAAAGUCGGGGAUGCCGACAAUAAACUUAGGAUUUCACAAGGAUAUUGUGCCUGGAAAUGUCGCUCUGCGUAAAAUUCAACCAGAAAGUGUGAAAAGCGAACCUGUCGACUUAAUUACCCAGACAAAUUCUCCAUAACUCAGAAAAGGAAUUUUGUGAGACAUAAAAUCUGAAUGAUUAAUACAAUCGUUUUAGUUACUUAUGAGUUUUGAUCACUUUUACAUGCUCUAUUCAAGAAUACAAAUCAGUCAAACAGGGACGAGGUACUGCGGGUCUAUUUAGCUUAAGCAUAUGACGUCAUGGGAUUGGCGCCAGUGCACAGCUUCCGUAUUACAGAAAGUUAUGAUGAAACUUAACUUAGAGAGGACACGAUCGUGAAAUUUUAACUGGUGGAGCAUAAGAAAUCAAACAACCCAGACAUCGAAAGAUGUGGAGACCAAAAGACAGUAUUUUAUCAUGCACUGUUCAAAGGUUACAAGUUAAAUGAAUUUUUCCUUAAAAAGGAACUAGACUGUUGAACACUUUUUGAGGCUGCGCCUCAUAUGGUCUUUACUACAUUUGACGUCAUCUGUUAUCUACAGUAGAACCCCGCUAACUCGAACUCCCAAGGGAAACAAAAAAUGGUUCGAACUACCGAGGGUUCGAGUUAGCUGAUAGUAAAGGACUGAAAAAAUGGGUUAAGGGCAACCGGAUCGAUCUGAGUUGGCGGGGUUCCACUGUAUAACUGAACAAACGCAUAGUAACAUGGUAUCUAUUUGACAAAAAGUAUUUAAUACAAUAAAAUCAUACGACCGUAAAUCCCUAUUAGCGCGAGGCACACUGACAGGAGUCGGUUACGGUUCACUGUGACACGAUAAGGUACACUAUAACCACCUGACCGACACUAAACGGCGUUGUGCAUUGUGAAUUGUUUUCGAGCGCUUGACAAUUUUAACGGUUUGAUUGAUCGAUUGGUUUCCUUAUACAAAUCAAAGUUAAUCCACAAAGGUAUUCCUUGUUUUUAUAGUCUAAAAAAAUUGUUCAGGUGCAAAAAGGGCGCAAUUUUAUGGUUAAAAUGAGCUCACCAGCCUCUUUUGGCCUAUUGGCAAUAACAGUGAUGACUCCGUGCUUAUUUGCUAGACAACCACAUUUACAAAACGAAAUGACUGUAAGAUUUCAUGCCUUCCAUUGGACUCAGUGCUGAACCAUAUUGUGAAUUUCUGACAAAUCGGUCCACACGAUUCAGUGGAGAGACUUAAUCAAUAAAUGCACAUUCCUUGAAACAAAAUGACAACAAAUUUUUUUAGCUCACCUCAGAGCAUAUUUGAUUGGUAAGCUAAUCGUCAGUAACUGGGUUCUCACAUUAGAAUGAGUAAAUUUUUUU